ACCAUAGUGAAACGCUUUUGACUGAACUGAAUCUCGUACAAGAGAGGCGCUCCUGAUAAAGACCGCAACAUCCCCGAUCUGUUGGUUUUCACUGGAAUAAAGUCUGCAGUCAAAGCAAAAUGUCUGAUUCGGUAAAAAACGUGGCGAUUUUUGGCUCGACCGGAAUGACGGGCUUGGCGACGUUACCUAUUGCAGCGGCAGCAGGUUAUAAUAUUACUGUGUUGGUGAGGGACCGGUCCAGGCUGCCCGCUGACCAUAAGGCUUCCCGAGUUGUGGUGGGAGACGCCCUCAACAAAGACGAUGUGAAGAAGACUUUGGAGGGUCAGGAUGCUGUGAUCAUCAUCCUGGGCACAAGAAACGACCUUAGUCCUACCACCAUGAUGUCAGACGGCACACGCAACAUUCUGGAGGCCAUGAAAUCCCGUGGUAUUCGCAAAGUGAUCGUCUGCUUGUCCGCGUUUUUGCUGUGGGACCGAGCAAAGGUUCCUCCUCGCUUGGUUCCUGUAACUGAAGACCAUGAGCGCAUGUAUCAGUUGUUGAAAGAGUCUGGACUGGAUUAUGUAGCAGUGAUGCCUCCACACAUUGCAGAUAACCAUCCUCUGACUGAAAAGUACACCGUCACUGAAAACAUGCUGCGAGGACGAGUCAUCUCCAAGCAUGAUCUCGGCCACUUCUUUGUCAAGUGUCUUUCCACCUCUGAGUGGGACGGGAAGUCAGUGGGAGUGUGUGGAGAAUACAGUUAAAUUCCUCAUGCACUUUUCAGCAUUUCUAAGUUUCUGAUAAUAUGAUGUUAGCAUUUAUAUGCAUAGAGUUUUGUAACAUGCCUUUUUAACAUGGCAGAUUUUUGUGACAUGAACAAAACCACUAAGUAAAUACAUAACAGUGCAUUAUAAUAAUCUCAUAUUGAUGAAAAACUAUUUUUGCAGUAUGCCAAUUUGAUUUAAUAAAUGCUUAUUAAAUGUACAAUA
Molecule: messenger RNA, 968 nt
Organism: Clarias gariepinus (North African catfish)
Lineage: Eukaryota; Metazoa; Chordata; Actinopteri; Siluriformes; Clariidae
Gene: blvrb
Product: biliverdin reductase B
Exons: 5
Coding region: 120-743 (207 amino acids)
Source: RefSeq, a predicted model, not a curated record